Molecule: messenger RNA, 3223 nt
Organism: Thecamonas trahens ATCC 50062
Lineage: Eukaryota; Apusomonadida; Apusomonadidae
Exons: 1
Coding region: 1-3207 (1068 amino acids)
Molecular function (GO): protein binding
Source: RefSeq, a predicted model, not a curated record
AUGCCGGCCAAGCUCGAGACCUUGCUGUACUGGGUCUCCACUCUGCCGCUGCCGUCGACCUUGCUGGUGACGUCGGCAGACGACCUGGCGGAUGGUGUGGUAGUCCAUGACUUGGCGGACAUCAUCGGGCUAUGUGCGAGGGCCACACGUCCGCUGGAGCCCGAUGAGGCCGCCGCGCAGGUGGCCGCCGCCUCGCCGGCCCUCGACCCCGGGUUUAGAUCGUCGCUGGCGUUCUGGAAGGAGGCGCUCGCCACGCUCGCACGCGGCGUCUCGCGUGCAGAGCUGGAUAGCAACUACUACAAUGCCGCUCGUUGCGCUGGUGCUGACGAGCUCGCACUGGCAUAUGUCCUGGAUCUGGCAAGAAUCCGGAUGGCUAAGCUCGGCAUCGAUGCUGAGUCGAUGGGGAAUCCGCUGGCGUCGGCGUCGGUGGUCUCAGAUGCCGCCGCCAAUGCUGCUGCUGCUGCCGAAGCGCUGGCCCGCUCGGUGCGCUCAGAGCCGGUGGCGGCGGUCACUGAGGCCGACUCGAGUCCAGCACCCAAUCCAGCGCUGUCCAAGGCUGAGGACGAGCUCGCCUCGAUGUUUGCUUCGCUCUCGCGCUACCGGCGAACGCCGCUUUGUCCGCCGCCGUCGUGGGAUUUGGAUGGUAUUGAUCCAAGCUCGGGCCAGUUUUACAUGCCAGCUGCGCUUGAGUUUGACCUGGACGCUGAGCCUGGAAAGACCAAGGUGACCCGGCGAGGGACGAGCAUCCCGCGGCCGUCGCAGGUUGCGCCGCGGUCGUCGGUCGAGGCUGCAGCAGUUGCAGGCGACAACUCGAGCGAGCGAUGUGCGGACUCGCGGAAAGCUACCGUUGCGCAGAAGCAGAAGCAGAAGCAGAAGCAGAAGCAGAAGCAGCAGCGGCCGCCGCCACGUCACCAGACUUCGCGUCGCAAGGCGUCGCGCAAGGCGUCCCCCGCCCGCAAGACGUCGUGCAAAGAGGCUGAGCGUGGGCGCAAGACGGCAAGCAAGAAGAACAAAGUGACGUCCCGGCCUCGCGUCGAAGUGUCGACGGAUCCAGGGCUCUCGCAACGGCGGGUUGCAGACAUCUGCACGUGGUUGUUCAUGGUCGGCGUGCCUCUGGACGAGGUCUCGAACAGCGAGACGCCACCGCAGGCGCUGAGGACAGGUGCGCCAUCGUGGGCAGUCAUCGAGCAUUGGCUCACCACCGUAGGCUCGAAGGCUGGCGCUGUGGCCGCGUCGCUCGCCGACGGCGUGCUUCUGUGUAAGCUUGUCGAGCGAGUCGGGGUCCAGUCGCGGCGCGGCAUUGCCGGCGUGGCUGAGCGGCCACGGUCGCUUGCGGCGCGGCGGGCCAACUUUAAGCGCGCGCUCGGGGCGCUCAAGGACACGAAGGGCUUGCCGCCGGCACUGCUGUUUGCCGACGACGCGCUAGCUGCCGGCGACGUGGGUCAGCUGUUUGCGCUGCUCGACGCGCUCUUUGAGGCCUUUGGCGGUGCGCGCGAGGUUGAUCUCGCACGGGCGUCAUCGCGGGCUGUGCGCAAGCCGCGGCGGUCGGCCAAGCGGAGCUCGUCACGGCGCGAGGCUGGCGAGCCACAGCCGCGGCCCGAGCCGCAGCCCCAGCCGCAGCCGCGACGAGUCCGGCCAGUCUCGCGCUCGCCACGGACGCCGCGAGCCACGAGUCGGCGCCAUGCCGCCGAUCCUGCAAGUACAGUGGAUCCGGCGCCGCAACCACCGGCCCAGCGCCCGCUGUCGUCGUCGCGCAAGCCUGCUGGACGCCGGGCGCGACCGAAGCGUGUAAGUAAGGCAGUCCAAAGCGUGUCGCCAGAUCCGCUCCCAGCGGCGACGCCGCCACCCAAGCCCGAGCCCGAGCCUGGGCUUGAAGCAGGACUCUCGCCAGCGUCUACACUCACGGCAGCACUGCCGUCACCAGAGCCCGAGUUGGGAAGUCGUGGACAGGUCCGUGGCCUUUUGGCGCGUGACGCGGUGACGCUGGAAUGGAUUCGCGACGUUGGCGGCCUACUCGACGACCAGCUGCGAGCAAGAGAUGACGACGUGCUCAACUCGCCGCUGCGCAACGGGGUGACGCUUUGUUCGCUCUUGCUCGCGCUGGGGCUCGCGCCAGUCUCAUACGUGGUCGCACCCAAGAGUCUGGAGGAGGCGUGGACCAAUUGGGAGCGUGGCCUUGCUGUGCUCCGGGCGCGGACUGACGUCGACCCGCGGUAUUUGUGGGCGACAGAGGAGUUUAUCACCGGCGACGAGGCGCUGCUCUUUGGCCUUUUCAAUGAGCUCCGGCGGGUAUUUGGCGGCUCGGCCCAAGCUAGCAGCAGCGAAAGUGGGUGGAUCCGCGGCGAGCAGUCGCCGCGGCUUCGGUCGCGUGCGGCAGCCAGCGCGCGCCAGCUUUUGCAGUGGAUCCGAGCGCUUGGCUGCAUCGACUCGACUGUUCCGCUCAACUCGCUCGGUGAGGCUUAUCUCAUCAGCGAGGCGUCGCGCGGCACUCUGCUCUGCGAUCUGGUCGGUGUGGUGCUGGGGAUCGAGCUGCGCGGAGUGAUGCGGCACCCACGGACGCUCACGUCUCAGGUGAGCAACGUCCGGCUCGCGCUCGAGGCGCUGCGGACGGUGACCGACUUUCCGCACGCGUAUCUCUCGUGUGAGACCGAGAUCGGGUCUGGCGACGCUGUUGCCAUUUUUGGUCUCCUUCGGCACAUGUACGACACGUUUGGCGGGCAGGCGAGCGAGAUGGCGCAGGCGACCGAGGCUACUGAGGCACCGUCGCCAGCGCGUGACCUGCCUUUGUCGCCCAAGCGUGGCUCGCCGGGGCGAAGCACGGCAACCGACGCCGACCUUACUCGCGAGCUCCUCGACUGGCUGCACAAGCUCGGGUUCGGCGGACUCUCUUCAAACGACCUCGCGCCGGCGAGCCUGCGCCCGCUCUUCUCGGACGGCACGUUCCUCACUGAUGUGGUGGCCGCUGUCGAGGGAGGCCCACUGCCGGGCGUCCAUACGUCGCCGCGGACCCACGCCGAGGCUAUGCACAACAUCACGCUUGCGCUGGAUAAGCUUCGGGCCAACAAGCGGAUGCCGUGGAACCAUCUCUGGUCGCCGCAUGAUGUGCAGGCCGGCAACGCUCACCUUGUUCUCCCGCUCCUGCACGACAUCCGGGCGGCGUAUGGUGAUCCGCGCGGCUCAGCGGCGCUGCUUCCGACGUUUUGGUAAAGACUACUCGAUGGCC